Coccinella septempunctata (seven-spotted ladybird) is the source of this 1660-nucleotide messenger RNA. RefSeq names its product alpha-1,3/1,6-mannosyltransferase ALG2. Lineage: Eukaryota; Metazoa; Arthropoda; Insecta; Coleoptera; Coccinellidae. Gene Ontology annotation, molecular function: alpha-1,3-mannosyltransferase activity; GDP-Man:Man(1)GlcNAc(2)-PP-Dol alpha-1,3-mannosyltransferase activity. The record is from RefSeq and is a predicted model, not a curated record. The coding region runs from base 178 to 1422 and encodes 414 amino acids. The transcript has a single exon.
UUGCCAGCAAUGCUACAUCGCACAGCUGAUUCAUGUUUGUUGAUAAAAAUUUGUAAUACCAGAAGCCUGAUUUUACGUACUUAACAUAAAAUCGAAUUACUCGGUUAAGAUAAGUACUUCUAUUGUACUGCAAAUCUCACGGAUAAAUGUGGUGUGAUCUCAUGUCAACAGAUUAAAAUGACGAACGGCAAACGUCCUAAAGUAGCCUUUAUUCAUCCCGAUUUGGGAAUAGGAGGAGCAGAAAGACUGGUACUAGACAUGGCGAAUGCACUCUGUGAUGAAUAUGAAAUUAUGUUCCUGGUCAAUCACUUUGAUCCAAAUCAUUGUUUCGAUGAGUUGAAAGAUGAACGUUACGAAAUAAAUACAUUUGGAGAUUGGAUCCCAAGAGACAUCUUUGGUAGAUGUCGAGCACUGUGUGCCUAUAUAAAAAUGAUUUAUCUGGUUAUGGUUUUACUUCUUUUUUAUAGAAAACAAUAUGGCAUUGAUUUCUUCAUAGUUGAUUUAAUUCCAAUAGCAGUUCCAUUCUUGAAAUUAUUCAAUCAAAAAGUCUUUUAUUACUGUCAUCAUCCAGAUUUGUUGGCAACCACUAGGGAAAAUUUGUUGAAAAAAUUUUAUAGAAAACCCAUUGAUUGGAUGGAAUAUAAAGCAACAAAGUCAUCCGACAUAACUUUAGUUAAUAGUGAAUAUACAGCAAGUGUUUUUAAGGAGACUUUUCCAGAUAUUGAUAAACAAGUUAAGGUACUAUAUCCCACCAUAUCUUCAUCAGUUGUUAAACUUUUGAAAUCAUCUGAUUCAACCAUAAUCCAAGAGAAAAUAUUAGAUGUACCAAAGGAUUCUAUUAUCUUCAUGUCAAUUAACCGUUUUCAUCCCGCUAAGAAGUUGGAGUUAGCCAUUGAAGCUAUGAGCCGUUUGAGAGUAAUGGUUGAAGAUUCAUUAUGGAGGAAAAUUUAUCUUGUUAUGAUUGGGGGAUAUGAUACUAAAUCAGAUAUAAAUAUGAAAUAUUUUGAUGAACUCUUGAAUUUAACUGAAAAUCUGAAGCUGAAGGAUAAUAUAAUUUUCUUUAAAUCUCCAUCAGAGAGCAAAAAGGUUCAGCUUUUACUUAGAUGUAGUUGUUUAAUAUACACACCAACCAAUGAACAUUUUGGAAUUGUACCUCUUGAAGCAAUGAUGGCAAGGAAGCCAGUUAUAGCUUGUAACAGUGGUGGUCCAAGAGAGACCAUAAGUCAUGGUCAAAACGGAUAUUUAUGUGAACCCAAUCCGGAAAAUUUAGCAGAGUAUAUGUUCAAAAUAAUGAAUGAUAAUAAUUUCGAUGAAAUGGGACAGAAAGGAAGUCUUAGGUUAGCAAAUUCAUUUUCUAAUGAAUUAUUUUCCAAAAAGUUGAAAACUAUUAUAUCAGAUGCUUUAAAAAACGGAACUUCAUGACUGUACACCUUGGAAACAAAAUAAUAAAUCUUUAUUCAUUCAAGUAACACUAACUUGAAAAUCAUUCCAAAAUGAAAAUUUUUUUGUAAAUAUUACUCUAACUUCAAAGCUGAAAGACCAUAAUUUAUUGAGGUAUCUGAAGAGAAUGACCAUUUAUUUGUCAGAACUGAAUAUCUGAAACCAUGUACCAACGUUGUUUGACAUUUAUCUGAAAUAAAAAAUAAUUUCAAUCUGGAAA